This is a messenger RNA of Exophiala viscosa, 1474 nucleotides long. RefSeq lists its product as uncharacterized. NCBI's taxonomy places the organism in Eukaryota, Fungi, Ascomycota, Eurotiomycetes, Chaetothyriales, Herpotrichiellaceae. The record is from RefSeq and is a predicted model, not a curated record. The transcript has 2 exons. The coding region runs from base 235 to 1200 and encodes 321 amino acids.
GGAACACCAUCUCUGACUACAAAGUCGCUCUCGAAUUGUCCUGUUGCGGGUUGCUGCCACGAGCUAGCAGCGACCGGGAGGGCAGGAUCAAUAACAGGUCCUUGUACUCAACCGGGUACUCUACUCCAGUCCUUCUCCAACAGAACAUCCCACACGCCGGCCUCUUUACUAGCAAGAGAUAGGACCUUUCGUUCUCGCCUCCAAGGAAGAUAUACCGUUCAGCUCUUGACGACAAUGGUGAGGUGUUGUUUGGCCUUUGGGCCAAACGAUGGCUUUAUUUUCAUGUCCCCAACGAGGUGGUCCUCCCAGAAUUUCCCCAGUGAAAUUUGUGACCUAGCAAGAGGCCCUCCAGCAUGCAAAGAAAUCUACGAGGUCGCUCUUGCCCCCAAUGGCGCAUUUUGCGUCAUCUACAGUGCAAUGAACGGGCAGAUGAUGUUAACCAGAGACCGACUGCCGAACGAUCUCGAAACAUGGCUCGUUCCGAUUUCCGGAGGCGGAGUCUCUGCUGCACGAGACCUACCGACCUUGAAUGUCUGUCUUGGGCCCAAUGAGUCCUUCUUCGCCUUUGACAAGAAUGGUGCGAUAUGGGACGGCCUUCCUGACGCAUUCGAGACAGCGUUGGUGGGCUUACGAACCUCGUAUGGAAGUUUCUUGCCCGGCAAGGAUCCUCAAGGUGUUUCACUUGGUGCAGAUGAUACCUAUAUCAUGACCACCGUCGAUGGAGGAGGAAUCUGGGAUCUCCGCGGCACGAAUGAUUUUCUUCACAACUAUCUCUCACAACUGAAGACGAGGAAGAAUCUGACUUUCGUCCUUUCGCCUUGUCACACCGGCACGUCAUUGGUCAUAUCUACAGAUGGAGCCACUUCAGCCAAUGUACCCCCGUCGACCCUUCCUUAUUGCCGAGAUUUCCAGAACGACUGGAGAGACUCGGUCCAUCGGGAGAAGAGGCAAGUGAGCUAUGGUAACGCCGCUCACCAAGCUAGUCAUAUUGCUAGCGGAGGCAUGCACGCCGCGCAACAUCUCUACAAUGCUGUGAAUGACAAUGCCAAUAAUUUUUCCAACGCGGGCGGUGGAGGCGGCGGUGACAACAGCGGCUUCUGGACGGACACAUUUGGAAACAUCCUCAACAAUGCCGGGAGUACAGACCCCAGCAGCUUCUGGGAUCCCAUCUCGAAUGUUGCGAGUGCUUUCUUCCAGUGAAGCAUAUUCACGCCGUCACGGUCUGACGGGACGAAGUCUCUUGUGGAGGCAUUUACGGGGACUGCGUUGUUGAUGACUACUGAACCAUUCCGUUGGUGUCUUUUUGCCAGCACGGACAGCAUAUCAGCGAAGCGAGGAGCAUGAGGAGCAAAAGUACCGGCAGUUAUUAUUGACAGAUUUGAAUGACAGAAGCCAAAAGAUCUAGACCCUGAAGUUCAUCUCGGUGCAUAAGUCUUGUAAAAUUGACAGGUUGACGGGCGGGCAGCCACGGAAG